AUGGACAAUCCCAGUUUGAUCAACCUCUCCCCUGCCUCUUCCAGCCCCAAACCACCCCCGCCCGAGGGUGUGAAGUCCAACCCCUCCAAGCGGCACCGGGACCGGCUGAACCAGGAGCUGCACACGCUGACAGGGCUGCUGCCGUUCCCCGAGGAUGUGCGCUCCAGGCUGGAUAAACUCUCCAUCCUCCGCCUGACUGUGGGCUACCUGAAGGUGAAGAGCUACCUAAUGGCUACUGUUCCAAAGGUUGGCAACUGCCUGGAUCAGCUCAGAGCCCCAGGAGGGGAGAGACAGACGGAGCCGCAGGGUGACAGGGAGCUGUUUCCUGAGGGGGAGCUGCUGCUCCAGGCACUCAAUGGGUUUGUCAUUGCUGUGACUGGAGAUGGCUACAUCUUCUACAUCUCCCCUACUGUGCAGGACUACCUGGGCUUCCACCAGUCGGAUCUCAUCUACCAGAGCGUGUACGAGCUGAUCCAUGCAGACGACAGGGCCGCCUUCCGCCGCCAGCUGCACAGGACGCCCCUGCACGCUGCUGACACCUUUCCCCCUGAUCAGCCACUGCUGGGGGGACACAGCGCCACAUCCAGCCCCCAGCACCUCCAUGCUGAGAAGCAAUCCUUCUUGGAGAGGAGCUUCACCUGCCGCUUCCGCUGCCUGCUGGAUAACUCCUCGGGAUUCCUGGCCUUGAAUUUCCGUGGACGCCUGAAGUUCCUUCUUGGGCAGCAAAAGUCAGCAGCAGACAAGUCCCCGGUUGCUCUCUUUGCCAUUGCCACACUCCUCCAGCCUCUCUCCAUCCUGGAGCUCCGGACUAAGACGCUGAUCUUCCAGACAAAGCACAAGCUGGACUUCACUCCCAUGGCCUGUGAUUCCCGGGGGAAGGUUGUCCUGGGAUACACGGAGAUGGAGCUGUGCAGGAGGGGGUCUGGAUACCAGUUUGUGCACGCGGCCGACAUGAUGCACUGCGCAGAGCACCACGUGAGAAUGAUGAAGACGGGGGAGAGCGGGCUGACGGUGUUCCGGCUGCUGACCAAGAGGGGCGGCUGGGUGUGGGUGCAGGCCAACGCACGGCUGGUGUACAAAGGGGACAAGCCCGACUGCAUCAUUGCCCGCCAGAGAGCCCUGUCGAAUGAAGAAGGGGAGGAACAUCUCCAGAAGAGAAACCUGCAGCUGCCUUUCAGCUUGGCCACGGGGGAAGCAGUCUUGUAUGGGAACGAUGUUCCCAGGUUCUUGGACUCAUUCCAAGCCAAGGAGGAGUUGCAGGUGCAAGCAAAUUCCAACCCAGAACAGCGCUUGGUAGACCCCAACUCUCUGCUUGGGGCCAUGAUGAAGCAGGAUGCAUCCAUAUACAAUUGCCACGCUGAUAACACGCCUCAGUUCUCCCUGCCAGGUUUCCCUGCUGAGCCCGAUGGGCUGAGCCGGAAUGAGGACACCAGCAGUGCCAAGGAGGACAGCGACCCCCUCCUGGUGGUCAUCGAAACACUCUUUGAAAAGAAGGAGGUGGCUGGAAACGUCUGCCCGAGCCUCGGCGUGGACAGCACAGAGCUGCAGCAGUGGGAGGAGGCUCUACUCAGCCUGGGGGCAGAGGACGAGCUGUCAGCUCAGGGGCUCGGCCAGAGGCCGGCCACCAAGGUGACAUCCUAUGUGGAGCAGAUGCUCCUCAGGGACGGUGCUGGGAAGAGCCUGGACUUCCCACCCUGCCGUGAGGAAAACAGUGUUGUGGCUCGCUCCCAGUGCUGCUGGGCAGCUGGCUCGGCGUUCUCAGUGCAGUCCCGGGCAGCGGGCACAUGGGGAGGCCAGGGGGCUGUGGGCUCUGUAGCCUCCGUGGCCUCUGAGGGCAGCUCUGCCCAGCCAGAGCAGCAGGUCCCAUUUAACCCAGCCAGGCUGGUGGCAGGGGCUGUGCUGGGUGUGCCCAUCUCCAGCAGCACAUCCUCUGCAGCACUUCAGCUGGCAAACAAAGCAUUUCAAGCAGGAGAUACAACCUCUGCUCCUGUAGAUAACACUGCUUCUACUGCUCAGAGCCAGCCCGGGUGCCAGCUGGUGGGCUCAAACACAUUUGUGACUCUGUUGCACAAUGUCCCCCUCCAGGCAAACCCAACCAGUUGCCCGUCGGAGGCUUGGCUGGCCAUAGCACCGAAACAGCUGGAAGCUGCAGGAGCACACACAGAGUCCCAAACUCUGACAGCUGGCAGCCCUGAGAGGCCCUCGGGGGCCGGGCUGUGGUUGCCACUCCCCUCCCAAUCUAUUCCUUGCCCUACCCAGGGCUUGCAUGACUCCCUGUUCUCUGGGGAUAGGAAGCUCUAUGAUGCAGAGGCUGCUCUCCCUGCACCCUUAGGAGCCAGCGCACUGCCAGGGCACGAUGGCUUCCCCAAACAGCCCCUGGCAGCCCAUGUAGAGCCCAGCUUUUCCUGGGAAGGGGAGCAGGCAGUGCUCCAAGAGGACAAGUGGUUCUCACAGCUGUGUCUCCCGCAGGCUGGUGCAGCUCCUCCGAGGAGCCACGAGGCAGGGCCAGCACACCCCAGCGGGCUCCUGCUGGGCCUCAGCACGGAUCCCGGCGCCCACCAUAGGGAUUGCAUUGUGCUGCCCGAGUGCCAGUAUGGAAACAGCCUCUUCAGGCAUGAGAGCAGCUUCCUGAGAGAUGCUGCUGGUACCCCUUCCCCAGCAGCCGGGCGCUUUGCCUUGCCCUGCUGA
Molecule: messenger RNA, 2688 nt
Organism: Sturnus vulgaris (Common starling)
Lineage: Eukaryota; Metazoa; Chordata; Aves; Passeriformes; Sturnidae
Biological process (GO): regulation of transcription by RNA polymerase II; response to xenobiotic stimulus; xenobiotic metabolic process
Cellular component (GO): nucleus; aryl hydrocarbon receptor complex
Molecular function (GO): nuclear receptor activity; transcription cis-regulatory region binding; protein dimerization activity
Source: RefSeq, a predicted model, not a curated record